This is a messenger RNA of Astyanax mexicanus (Mexican tetra), 2679 nucleotides long. Its product is annotated as alpha/beta hydrolase. NCBI's taxonomy places the organism in Eukaryota, Metazoa, Chordata, Actinopteri, Characiformes, Acestrorhamphidae. The transcript is spliced from 9 exons. Bases 232 to 1389 code for a protein of 385 amino acids. The record is from RefSeq and is a predicted model, not a curated record.
GGUCGGCUUCCUAUAUCAUACCCGGCGGCAGCAGCAGCAGCAGUAGUAGCAGCGCUGCGGCUGUACACUGUGUUCUCCACCCGAGGAGAGGAAGCGCGUUUCUCCUCGAGUUUUAAACACAAAAAAUGUGUGUUUUUAAUUAGAGUUAGAUGAGGUUAAUGUGGGAGAAAUGUUUAGCUGUAUUCCGCGCUUUAACGCUGCUCUGGUAUUCUCGUUUCUGAGCUUUUCCUCAUGUGGAGCUUUGUGUUCAUCAUACCAGCACUUUGCAUAAACAAAAUGAUCGGGAUUAAGUAUGACGUGACUCUUCCUGUAGCCGCUGGUGCACUGUUUGUGGCCAUCCCAUACAGCAUCUCACUAUUUGCCCAGUGGUUGUAUGGGUGGCCCAACAAGCCAGGCUACAAAAAGUAUAUAGAGGCACUGAGACCCAGGCGUAUCUACCGUUUGACCAAAGCUGUGCUGGAAAUGCUGAAGUAUCUGCAGUACGGGAAGCUGUAUUUCCAGUGGAAGUCAUGGUACAAGAAUGUGGACAGUAAUAAUAAGUACUGUGUGAAGGGCAUCACUUACGGUCGCAGAGGCAUCAAGCUAGACUUGUAUCAUUCCCCAACCCUGGGUCAGUCAGGUUCUGGGUCUAUUCCAGUUAUAGUGUUUGUGUAUGGAGGUGCCUGGGGCUCAGGAUCGAGAUCAAUGUACUGUCUGCUAGCUCUACAAAUGGCUAAGGAGCUACGUGCUUCUGUUAUUUGCCCUGAUUAUUCCAUUUAUCCAAAGGGGAAUGUUUUAAACAUGGUUCAGGACAUUAGUGACAGUCUGAUGUGGGUGAGAGAGAAUGGGCAUUCCUUCAAUCUGAAUAAAGACAACAUUGUGUUGGUGGGCCAUUCAGCAGGUGCUCAUCUGUGUGCUCUGACUGCACUGUUUCUGGUAGAAGGUGCGGACGAGUUGAGCAUUGAGCAAUUUCAACAAUGGGAAAUUGCAAACUCUAUUAAAGGCAUCAUAGGUCUGAGUGGCGUUUACAAUGUAAUGGACCAUUAUCAGCAUGAGAAAAUGCGGGGUAUUGAAUAUGUCUCUCCUAUGCACAAAGCCAUGGACGGCAAGGAGAAGUUUGAUUAUUAUUCACCCACAGUUCUCAUCAAGAAACUCAACAAGAAGCAGUUGAAAAGAGUUCCUCCAGUCGGUUUAGUUCACGGUACCCAAGACAUCAUCGUCCCAGUGGAGUCAUCAAUGAAGUUCUCCAAUAUCCUCACUUCACUCUCUCUCCCUGUAUCCCUGUACCUCCUGCCCAAAAUGGAUCACACCAAAAUAGUUACGGAUCUCAUGGCGCCACAGAGGCACUUUUAUCACAAAGUAUUUGAUUGUAUCAAACAAGAGUACAGUACAUUUAUUGGGCCUUUCUGAUUUUUUUUUUUAUACAGCAUGCUGUAUCUGCUAACUGCUUUUAACAUUGAAUUAAUGUUUAAGUUUCAUAUUACAAGCCAAGCAUUUUAACCAGAGCCAAUUGCUAUGAUGAUUACUGUUAUAGGUAAUGAAAUCUAAUGAGACUUGGAUUUUAUAUGACUUUAAAGAUUUUCUGAUUUAUGGUCUGAAUUAUUUCUGAAAAGUAAUAAUUUACCAAGCCCAAAAUUUAUAUUUGCACUAUUACUGAGAAAUGGUUUUCAUGUGCACUAGGAAUACGUUAAAAAUAAUUAAUUAUCACAAAUAAAAAAAAGAUUUUUAGAUAGUGCAUCAGUUAGUCCUAAACUUAUGCUACUUGCAAAAAAAAGUAUAAAAAAUAGCCCAUAAUUAUAACACUUUUCAGUGUAAAUGUUGGAAUUUUGCUUGUAUAUUCUGUAUAAUCACACAAGAUCAUAGUAGUGGCUAACACUUGUUACCAUGAUCCAGUGUUAAUCCAUGUUUGUUCAUUUGUAAGGACACAAAUGGUUUUGAAUAUGUUUACAUUUUUAAAUAGGGUAAAAUAGGGACCAGUAUCAUAAAACAAUGGGUUGAAAUAUUGGCCAAAGAUAAGCAUUAUCACCAAUAUAUCCAUUAUGUACAGUGGUAUAAAAAGUGUGGGCACCCCUGAUAAUUUGCAUGGUUUUCCUUUAUACACCAUUGGUUGUUUGGAUCAGCAAUUUCAGUUAAAUAUAUCAUAUAGCAGAUGACCACAGUGAUAUUUGAGAAGUGAAGUGAAGUUUAUAGGACUUAAAGAAAGUGUGCAAUAAUUCUUUAAAAACAGUUAGGCAAGUGCUUCAAUUUGGGCACCCCAACAGAAAAAGUACAUUAAUAUUUAGUAGAUCCUCCUUUUGUAGAAAUAACAGCCUCUAGAUGCUUCCUAUAGCUUCCAAUGAGAGUCUGGCUUCUGGUUGAAGGUAUUUUGGAUCAUUCGUCUUUACAAAACAUCUCCAGUUCAGCCAGGUUUGAUGGUUUCUGAUCAUGAACAGCCUGCUUUAAAUCACACCACAGAUUUUCAAUAAUAUUCAGGACUGGGGACUGAGAUGAUAAUUCCAGAAUGUUGUGCUUUUUCUUCUGCCUGAAUGUCUUGUGUUUAGAGUCGUUGUCUUGUUGAAGUGUCCAGCCCCGUCACAGCUUCGACUUUCUCACUGAUUCCCUGGAGGAGAGCAUGCCAAAAUGCAUGAAAACUGUGAUUAAAAAACAGGGUUUUUUCACCAAAUAUUGAUUUCUGAACGUUUAAAACUUUAUGGAUAUGAA